Messenger RNA from Cryptococcus deneoformans JEC21, 1439 nucleotides. Its product is annotated as glutathione transferase, putative. Bases 115 to 1020 code for a protein of 301 amino acids. NCBI's taxonomy places the organism in Eukaryota, Fungi, Basidiomycota, Tremellomycetes, Tremellales, Cryptococcaceae. The transcript has 6 exons. The record is from RefSeq and is a predicted model, not a curated record.
UCUCGUUCAGACGGACGAGAACAAACUUUUCGCUGUUUUCAAACUCGCGGUGUCCGAAAGUGGAGGCUGUGGGAGCGGAGAUAACAGCCUACUCCACUUUUCUGUGGCAAAGUGAUGAUGUCAUCAGCAGAUGCUCCACCGUGUGACGCACUCGCCCGUCGGCCCCCGGUAACUGUCGAGUCGUUUGCGAUGACGGGGUGGCAUGGCUCAGUUGCAGCGUGUUUCAAUCCAUUCCUACAUUUACCUUGUCUCAUCCCAUUAUAUUCCACAAUGCCUCACCAAAUCACCCUCCACCACCUCGACCUCUCCCGCUCAGACAGGAUCUUCUGGACUCUCGAGGAACUCAACCUCCCAUACGACGUUCGAGUCCACUUCCGUCUCCCCACUCGCUCAGCUCCUCCUUCCCUUCAUAAAGUGUCCCCUCUUGGCCGCGCCCCAGCCUUGAUUCUUGACGACAAGCUCCUCACCGAAUCAGCAUAUAUCAUUCACACUCUCCUCUCUCUUCCCGAGGUCCAGCAAGCCGCUCAAAAGGGAGAGAUUGAUGUUCAGGUAGAGAACACUAAUGAUGAUGUGUUUUGGAGCCAUUUCGCAGAAGCGAGUAUGAUGAAUCUCUUACAAGGGAUGGCGACUGUUGGUGCGACAUCCCAAGGGUGGUUGUCGGGGAAAGUACCUGGGUUGCCGGAGAUGUCAGAGGAUGAGAAGAAGGGGAUCCAAAAAUACUCUUCUUGGCUCCAAGAUGGGUACUUCCGACCUAACAUUCAGUCUACUAUCGACUUUGCAGAGAAUUUCCUCGCCAAACAAGAUGCUCCAUUCUUCUCCGGUACCUCCAAGCCCGGAGAGGGCGAUUUCAUGAUGUUCUUCGCCAUCAACUCCUUCCUCGGUGGGUCGCGAGCUGAUAUGGGAUUCAAAGUCGGUCCCAACUUGAAGAAAUGGUACGACACUGUACUUUCCAGGCCCGCAGGGAAGAAAGCUUUGAAAAGAUUGAAGCAGGAGGAAGAAAGUGCCAAGGCGAAAAUCUAAACUCGAAUUCAAUCGGUGGUAUGAAAAGAUAUCAUGUAACGGAGGAAUAUGGGCUUCAAAUCAAUGCAACGGAAAAUAGACCUUCAUCCCAUCUUCUCUCAUUUCCACGCCAUCCAUCUCAAGACAUCAACUUUGUAAGACAGACAAUUUAUUCAUCUUUACGCAUCAAGUAUAUCAGAAAAGUAAAUACUGUACUGUUUAUUUCUUCAUCCAUUAUUCUCAGAUUAUCUGUACAACUUCACAUGUCACCCCCCUCCACAUACAAGCUUGUAAUGGAUUUACAGCUUCGAGCGCUGGAUUCAGUGAUUACGAGGAAGCUCGACAACUUGAUCGAUCCCUUCGUAAGGUGGAAUAUUAAGCUCGUGCUUCUUGCCCAGCUCGCUACCAUACUCAUUAGCCCAUCUAUCUCUUUUUCACUC